This is a messenger RNA of Anarrhichthys ocellatus (wolf-eel), 1406 nucleotides long. RefSeq names its product voltage-dependent anion-selective channel protein 3-like. NCBI's taxonomy places the organism in Eukaryota, Metazoa, Chordata, Actinopteri, Perciformes, Anarhichadidae. The record is from RefSeq and is a predicted model, not a curated record. Gene Ontology annotation, molecular function: voltage-gated monoatomic anion channel activity. The transcript is spliced from 3 exons. Gene Ontology annotation, biological process: monoatomic anion transmembrane transport. Gene Ontology annotation, cellular component: mitochondrial outer membrane. The coding region runs from base 25 to 417 and encodes 130 amino acids.
GUUCACUGGCUGCAAAAAGCCAAGAUGGCGACGGCCAAAAUGCCGAACUCUGGCUUCAUAACAUCAGUCUAUAGACCAAUGGGUGACUCGUGUUCUCUGAAUCUUUCCCGCCUCAGUAACGACGGGACCGAGUUCGGCGGCUCCAUCUACCAGAAGGUGAACGAGGAGCUGGAGACGGCGGUGACUCUGGCUUGGACCGCCGGCAGCAACAACACUCGCUUCGGCAUCGCCGCCAAAUACAAGCUGGACAAAGACGCCUCUCUGUCUGCCAAAGUCAACAACGCCAGUCUGAUCGGAGUGGGUUACACUCAGAGCCUCCGGCCAGGCGUGAAGGUUACUCUCUCAGCUCUAAUCGACGGGAAGAACUUCAACGCCGGCGGUCACAAAGUGGGGAUGGGCUUCGAGCUGGAGGUGUAACGAGGAGAACAAAGAAGAGGAAAAAGAAAAGAGACCCCCGAACCACAUCAACCCCCCCCCCCCCACACACACACACACAUACACUUCCUCCCCCAUCGUCCACACAUUUCAUGAGCAUCUUCUGACAGUGAUGGCGGAGCCUCGGCGUUGAGCUUAAACAGACGAGUUGCGAGGUCGUCGAUCCUGAAACUGGAUGAUUACGACACCAAGUUAUUCCCCAUUCCCCCCCCCGCCCCCCCCCCCCACCCGUAGGUCGUCGUUGAUGUGUAGCUUCUGUUCUUCGGUCGCGUCCUGCCUUCCUUUAAUAAAAGCAUGUAAGUAAGAAAGAAAAGGUGGAGCUCAAAGCUUACUUGCUGGUUAAAAAGAAUAUAAAAAGGUGCUGAGUGUCUGUUACGUUUGGAGCACUUGUUACUAUUUAAUCCGUUUAAAUGUUUCACACAUUUCAUGAACAUAUGACUGAAAUAUUGAGGCCGAGUUGGUGAAUGAAGGACAUUUUACAAACGAUGAAGGUCUGCUCAGAUGCUCCUCUCUUUGAUCCUUUGUCUUUACCGGUAGGUGAGAUCAAUGUCGUGGAAUCUUCUCAUGUAGUUAGUUUGCAUUUCUACACUAUUGUUUUCAUCUGUCGUCACAAAGGACCGUGAGGAUAGAGAUGUUUUUGCGUCUGCUGUUUCCUCUCGUUGCCGUCGCUGCUCUCUUCUCUUCUCAAUAAAAACAACCUUCACUCCUCAGAUCUGUACAUACAACAGUUUAUUGACCUCCGAGUGACUCCGAUCAAAGCGCUUUCAUAGGACUAUGGAAGCGGGUCGCUGUCUCCCACAUGACUCUCCUAUUUGUUUCUGAUAUUUUUGUGUUUUUUCUCUCCAUCUAAUUGUGACAUUAUGAGUCUACGGCUCAUCUUUCUUUGUCACUUAGACACAGUACCUCGUUUUGUUUCCAAUGUCAACUAAGGGAAUUCAAAUAAUAAAAAAAAGAAAUUAAAAAUCUUGUCU